This is a messenger RNA of Arachis stenosperma, 549 nucleotides long. RefSeq names its product glycosyltransferase BC10-like. Lineage: Eukaryota; Viridiplantae; Streptophyta; Magnoliopsida; Fabales; Fabaceae. The record is from RefSeq and is a predicted model, not a curated record. The coding region runs from base 1 to 549 and encodes 182 amino acids. The transcript has a single exon. Gene Ontology annotation, molecular function: glycosyltransferase activity. Gene Ontology annotation, cellular component: membrane.
AUGAUAUCGUCAAACCCACUCAGAUGUCUUCUAUGUGCACUACUUUUGUGUUUAUCUUCAGUUAUUGUAUUCACCACCAUCACCAAAAACUUCAGCAAUAACUGUACCAUUCUUAACCCACCGAACACCAAUACCCUUCCGUUAACAGAGUACAAGGACGAUGAAAACGACGAAAUGGAGAAAGAGAUGCUUCGAGUGGCUUCACGCAUCAAACAAAACCGCUCAUCGACUAACCCUAAGAAACUAGCUUUUAUGUUCCUCACAACAUCGACCCUCCCAUUUGCACCCUUAUGGGAAUCCUUCUUUAGCAAAGCCCCGAAAACCCAUUUCACCAUCUACGUUCACCUGGACCCCACCAUCUCCACGUGGACCCCACACUACUCGAGUGUUUUUCAUAAUCGCCUCAUCAUUCCCAAACGCACAGCUAGACAUUCCCCCGCACUCGCUGCAGCAGCGCGUAGGCUACUCGCGAGUGCCCUUGUGGAUGAUCGUGAUAAUUACAUGUUCAUACUUCUCUCUAGUUCGUGCAUUCCUCUACACUCUUUGUAA